Messenger RNA from Saccostrea cuccullata (small rock oyster), 1445 nucleotides. RefSeq names its product transmembrane prolyl 4-hydroxylase-like. Lineage: Eukaryota; Metazoa; Mollusca; Bivalvia; Ostreida; Ostreidae. Gene Ontology annotation, molecular function: iron ion binding; procollagen-proline 4-dioxygenase activity; L-ascorbic acid binding. Gene Ontology annotation, biological process: peptidyl-proline hydroxylation to 4-hydroxy-L-proline. The record is from RefSeq and is a predicted model, not a curated record. Bases 120 to 1343 code for a protein of 407 amino acids. Gene Ontology annotation, cellular component: endoplasmic reticulum. The transcript is spliced from 10 exons.
GACUUUUAGAAUCUAAUAGGCUUACAUUUCUACUCGCGAUUGAUUUUUAACACCGUACUGCUGACGGAGCGGCAUGCUCUGUCCUAUGUUAAGGCUUAUCUGGUGUUAUCGAUAGUAGUAUGGGGACGCGGGACAGGUGCUUGCUCGUUGUGCAGGUAUUGAUAGUGUGGACCUUUACACCAGUCUCCGGAGUAGAACUGUGUGUGACAGACAAUACGGGAGUACACUGCGGGGACGGGAAUCAUGUACGCCUCGCCAGGAUAGCGGGGAACGAGGUUGGGCAUGCUCAAAAGAUCAACACCAAUGACAGUCAGGGAAGCGUUACAUUGACAACGCUCAACAUCAAGCCACUUGUUCUUGAGGCAGACAAUUUUUUAUCAUCUGAAGAAUGUGACUACUUUGUCAAGAUGGCUACAGAGGAAGGUCUCCAAGAAAGCGAGACUGUGCUCAACCAGGAAAGUCAGCGCUUCGUGCUCAGGGACAUUGACGGGAACCGGAAACUGUCAGUGCGCGAGAUGAAGCUUACCAUCCAAGGCAGCUUUGAUGUUUAUUUGGAUGAAGAAGAUAUAGUGAAAAUGUACAAAGAGACGGGGCUGGAUAAGAAUGGCGAUGAAAUGAUCACGGACGACGAGCUGAAAGGCUUCUCUCCCACGAUGUUACGAAAAGAAAUCGAGAAAAUCCUGAAGACUUCUCCAGAGAAACAUUCCCGGAUGAGUAAACAAGUUUGGUUGUACCCAGACAAGUCAAAAGACAAGGUGUUUGCCACGGUACAGAGACGAGUUGCAGCAGUAGUGGGGCUUCCAAUAGAACUGAUCAAACUCAGCGAUUUUCAGGUUGUAUCGUAUGAUAUCAAAGGUCAUUACAAUGCUCACUGGGACUCAUCACGUGUAGAAACAAAAGUCCCGUGUUGUACGCGUGAACGGACAAAACAGUGUCGGAUAUGUAGGUACAUGACCAUUCUCUUUUACCUGAAUGACGUAGAAGGGGGAGGAGAGACAGCGUUUCCAGUGGCCAAUAAUGAAACGCUUGAUUAUAAGACUAUGUUGGAGAAAGAAGUAAUAGAUCUAUAUAGGAAAUGUGAGGAUUCCCCCCUGAAGGUGGCCCCUGCUAAGGGUAAGGCCAUCAUUUGGUACAAUCACUUUGUGGACAAGGACACAGGAUGGUUAGGUCCACUUGAUGAAUUCACGUUCCAUGGGGGAUGUCCCGUGAAAAAGGGAGUCAAGUGGAUAGCCAAUUUCUGGGUUAAGACCACGGAUCAGAAAAUGAAAGACUUGAAAAGGAUGCAAAAGUUUUACAAAGAGUCAACGAAAAAGCAGCCUAAAAUAUCUAAAGAAGAAUUGUAAUUAUUCCAGCCAAAUGUGUUCAGUUUGUCCAUUGCUCAUUUCUACUAAAAUUUAAAUUUAAAUUCUAGUACAGAGAUUAAUGUUAUGCAUAUAUAUUGUUUG